ACAGAAAAACGAGACCCAGCAAGAGCUGGAGUGACAAACGCCGGGAUUGAGAUUGGAAGGCUGUCCAUUUACCUCUUGCUUCACUCCUCGGCAUUGUGUUACAACUGCCUGAUUAAGAAAAAAAGAAUCUGAAAGAAAGAAGAAAAUACCCCAGAAUUCCUCGCAGAACAAUUCACCUGAACCUAAAAUGGUGAGCGAGAGUCACCAUGAGGCCCUGGCAGCCCCGCCAGUCACCACUGUUGCGACUGUCCUACCACAUAAUGCCACAGAGCCAGCCAGUCCUGGGGAAGGAAAGGAAGAUGCCUUUUCGAAGCUGAAGGAGAAGUUUAUGAAUGAGUUGCAUAAAAUUCCACUGCCACCGUGGGCCUUAAUUGCCAUAGCCAUAGUCGCCGUCCUUUUAGUCCUGACCUGCUGCUUUUGUAUCUGUAAGAAAUGUUUGUUCAAAAAGAAAAACAAGAAGAAGGGAAAAGAAAAGGGAGGCAAGAAUGCCAUUAACAUGAAAGAUGUGAAAGACUUAGGGAAGACCAUGAAAGAUCAGGCUCUGAAGGAUGAUGAUGCUGAAACCGGACUGACUGAUGGGGAAGAAAAAGAAGAACCCAAAGAAGAGGAGAAAUUGGGGAAACUUCAAUAUUCACUGGAUUACGAUUUCCAGAAUAACCAGCUGCUGGUAGGGAUUAUCCAGGCUGCUGAGCUGCCUGCCUUAGACAUGGGAGGCACGUCUGACCCCUAUGUUAAAGUGUUUCUGCUGCCCGAUAAAAAGAAGAAAUUUGAGACAAAAGUCCACCGAAAGACCCUUAAUCCUGUCUUCAACGAGCAAUUUACUUUCAAGGUGCCAUACUCAGAACUGGGUGGCAAAACCUUGGUGAUGGCUGUAUAUGAUUUCGAUCGUUUCUCCAAGCAUGACAUCAUUGGGGAAUUUAAAGUCCCCAUGAACACAGUGGAUUUCGGUCACAUAACUGAGGAGUGGCGUGACCUGCAAAGUGCGGAGAAGGAAGAGCAAGAGAAACUGGGUGAUAUCUGCUUCUCCCUUCGCUAUGUACCUACUGCUGGCAAGCUGACUGUGGUCAUUCUGGAGGCAAAGAACCUGAAGAAGAUGGAUGUGGGUGGCUUAUCUGGUAAGGCUGUGAUGUUUACUGAUUUGCUUGUUUUUAAUGCUGUUUCAUCAUGGGUACCAGAUGCAUGGCAUAUAUACUGUGGAUCCUCUGUCCUUACUGAUUACCAUUUCCUUCCCAUGGAGGCUGGAAGUGGUCUCAGAAUUUAUCCCAAGACAGUGCUCCAGAAGCCACUCUCACUUUAUUGCAAUUGGCAUAAAAGAUGAAGUCUAUUUUCCAGUUUCAUGGUCAGAGUAUC
Messenger RNA from Panthera uncia (snow leopard), 1350 nucleotides. RefSeq names its product synaptotagmin-1-like. Gene Ontology annotation, cellular component: dense core granule; axon; synaptic vesicle membrane. Gene Ontology annotation, biological process: synaptic vesicle endocytosis; cellular response to calcium ion; regulation of calcium ion-dependent exocytosis. NCBI's taxonomy places the organism in Eukaryota, Metazoa, Chordata, Mammalia, Carnivora, Felidae. The transcript is spliced from 8 exons. Bases 188 to 1318 code for a protein of 376 amino acids. Gene Ontology annotation, molecular function: clathrin binding; phosphatidylserine binding; syntaxin binding. The record is from RefSeq and is a predicted model, not a curated record.